UUAUAAUAGAAAUGUAAGAUCAAAGAAGUAUUUUUUAUGUAAUUUUUUGCAGUGAUGGACACAAUUUUUUUCAUAUCUUGCAACCGCUUCGGAUUUUCGGGCUUCGAGUUACUUAUGUCUUCUGGGUUAACUGGUGUAUGAAAAUGGGGAGUGUUACUUAGUUCACCCUCAAUUGGUACAGAUAAUGCUUCGUAAUUAAUGGUCAUCUGGUAUCCACAUCGGUAGGUGAUAUAAACGGGAAGUAUGAGGAAACGAUUUCGAAAGGAACUCCUCAUCACGCGUUUUUGGGAAUCCCUUAUUCUCAACCUCCCAUCGGAUCAAGACGAUUUAAACCACCACAAAAGGUGCAAAAUUUUACCACGAUAUGGGACGCUACUUAUUAUAAAAGCAGUUGUGUACAAUUUAGUUGGGAAAAAACUCUUUCGUGGAUGGGUAAAGAAGAUUGUUUAUUUUUAGAUAUUUUAACAACAGCGUUUUAUCAUAACGAAUCAAAUUUGGCUGUUAUGGUUUGGAUUCAUGGCGGGUUCUUUUUCUCCGGGGAUUCCCACAGUUCCAGUUAUAACCUCGAUUAUUUCGUUGAUGAACACAUCGUGAGCAUUAAAUUGAAUUAUCGAUUAGGAUUUUUAGGUUUUUACCACAGCAAAAAAAUUUUUGGAAAUAUGGGUAUUAAAGACCAAUUGAUAGCUUUAAAAUGGAUCAAAAAAAAUAUUAAAUAUUUCGGUGGUGAUCCAAAAAAAAUAACGAUUAUGGGCGAAAGCGCUGGAGCUGUUUGCGUUUCUUACUUGAUUCAAACUCCUUUGAGUAAAGGUCUUUUUCAACGAGCCAUUAUGCAAAGUGGUAAUACAUUAACAGGGUGGGCAAUUGCAAGAAAACCCUCAUCCAUCACGAAAAUGAUGUUAAAAUUAAAUAAGAUGUUGAUUAAGUUUGUCGAUAAGGUGUCUGAUGGAGUUUCAGGAUUUUUUUCGGUUUUUUUACCUGGUUUAAAAAUGGCUUUUGACACCGCUUUAGAUCCGCUGCAAGGUUUAUUAUAUGCACCAGUUAAAGAAAAAGAGAACCCAACAGCGAUUCAUUUGAAUGAUACUUAUAAGAUUUUAGAUAAAUGCGAAAAUGGGAGUUUUGUUCCCAUAAUGAUUGGUUUUAAUAAAAACGAAGGGAGGACGAUAACAGAACAUAAUAUUGUUACUAAAUUUCUUUCGAUAGUUUUAAAUAAUAUAUAUUCUAUAUUUUCGUCGAGUUUGUUGCCUAAAGAUGUGCAAAAAUUAGCAAACUGCUCCGAUUUGGGAACAGAAAUUAAAAAGUACUAUAAAUUAUCGUCUUAUAAUGACACAGCUAAAUUUAUAGGUGACGUAUUUUUUGUCGAACCAACAGUUCAAUACGUUAAAAUGUUUUCUAAAUGCAACAAGGUUUAUUUUUAUAGAUUCUCCUAUAAUGACGCCGGACACGGAGACGAUUUGUAUUUUCUAUUCGCAAAUUUCUUUUACAAAUUAAUAACGUAUAAAGAACGAUUGGUUUCUAAGAAAAUGGUUAAGAUUUGGAGUCAUUUUAUAAAAUACGGUUAUCCAAGAAAAAAAAAUAAAAGUUUAACUUGGCCCGAAAGCGCGCACGACAACAAUUACGUUUACAUGGAUAUUAGCCGGAAAUUAAGUUUAACCAAUUUAUCAUCGAGCCCCCAUUCUGAAACAUUAACUUUUUGGAAAAAAAUUUAUAAGAAAUGUGGAUUAGGUCAUUUAAAACUUUUCUGUUUAAACUACAUCUUCAUUUUCUUUGAAAAAGAUUCAUUAUACUUUUAUGAAUCAAAAAGAGCUUCUAAUUUGACACAUCAAAAUGAGGUUAGGUUGGUUAAACAAAAAAUCACUAUGACUGGUUUAAAAUUUAAUCAAGACACCCAUCAUCUUGACAUUAUUUAA
Molecule: messenger RNA, 1907 nt
Organism: Onthophagus taurus
Lineage: Eukaryota; Metazoa; Arthropoda; Insecta; Coleoptera; Scarabaeidae
Source: RefSeq, a predicted model, not a curated record